AUGAAUCCGAAAGAAGAGAAAUGGCAGAAAAAGGAGCUAAGAAAGCAGAAGAAGCUGAAGAAGCCAACAAAGCCGAAGGAGACAGAAGCAGAAGAAGCUGAUGAACCUGACAAAGCGAAAGAAACUGACAAAGCUGAUGAAGCGGAAGAAGCCAGAGAAACAGGAAGAAGCAGGAAGAAGCCAGAGAAACAGGGAGAAGCAGAAAGAAGAAAAUGUAGAAAGAGCAGAAAAGUGGAAGAAGCAGUGGGAGCAGAAUGA
Molecule: messenger RNA, 258 nt
Organism: Racocetra persica
Lineage: Eukaryota; Fungi; Glomeromycota; Glomeromycetes; Diversisporales; Gigasporaceae
Source: the annotation of a GenBank genome assembly